AGCUCGGAAUCUUCUUUGUUGAUAAAGAUCCACAUGUAACUUGACUCUUGACUCAUUCUUAAUUCCUAUUCUUCAUAUUAGAUCUUCCUUCCCCGCGUAAACUAAGGUAACUGGGAACAAGUAUAUACAUACAUACCUACGUAUACUCAUCGUCUCGUCGACUUCGGAUCUAAGGAUUGGACAAAGACUUCCGUUCUAAAACAUCUAUACUUACGGUCUAUAUCUCAUAUCUCGAGAAGACCUGACAUCAUAUAUCAUCAUUGGCCCCUCAUCUUCCUUAACCUACAUUGCCCAUUAUGGCGUCCAACAACAUGAUCAAUCCGGCCAUUGACCCGAACGCCGAAGACGAGCUGUUCUUGAAGGAGGUCGAAGCCGUGAAGCAAUGGUGGAGCGAUCCUAGAUGGAGAUACACGAGACGGCCAUUCACCGCCGAGCAGAUCGUCUCUAAGAGAGGCUACCUAAAGAUCGAUUACCCGAGUAACGCCCAAUCCAAGAAGCUAUGGAAGAUCCUCGAGGGCCGCUUUCAGAGCCGCGAUGCCAGUUACACAUACGGCUGCUUGGAGCCCACCAUGGUCACGCAGAUGGCCAAGUACCUAGACACUGUCUAUGUCUCUGGUUGGCAAUCAUCGUCGACCGCCUCGUCAUCUGACGAACCCGGUCCGGAUCUAGCAGAUUACCCAUAUACCACCGUCCCCAACAAAGUCAAGCACCUCUUCAUGGCACAGCUCUUCCACGACCGCAAGCAGCGACAAGAGCGUAUCAGCACGCCUAAGGCCGAGCGCGCCAAGCUCGCCAACAUCGACUACCUACGGCCCAUCAUCGCAGACGCAGACACAGGCCACGGCGGUCUCACAGCCGUGAUGAAGCUAACGAAGCUAUUCAUCGAGCACGGCGCCGCGGGGAUCCACAUCGAGGACCAAGCCCCGGGAACCAAGAAGUGCGGACACAUGGCUGGUAAGGUGCUCGUGCCCAUCUCCGAGCACAUCAACCGACUCGUAGCCAUCCGCGCGCAGGCCGAUAUCAUGGGCACGGAUCUCCUCGCCGUCGCGCGCACCGACGCCGAGGCCGCUACUCUAAUCACCACCACCAUCGACCCCCGCGACCACGCCUUCAUCCUCGGUAGCACAAACCCUCAGCUGCAACCUCUAAACGACCUAAUGAUCGCCGCGGAGCGGUCCGGCAAAACCGGUGACCAACUCCAAGCCAUUGAAGACGCAUGGCUCAAGCAAGCGAACCUGCGGCGCUUCGACGAAGCCGUCGUCGACGUGAUCACCAGCUCGCCCUCGCUGCAGAACAAGAAGGAACUCACAGCGCAGUACCUCUCCCAAGCUAAAGGCAAGAGUCUACCCGAGGCACGCACAAUCGCGCAUGGCGUCACAGGCGUAGAUGUGUACUUCGACUGGGACGCGCCGCGGACGCGGGAGGGGUACUAUAGAUUGAAGGGCGGCUGCGAUUGUGCGAUUAACCGCGCGAUUGCGUAUGCGCCGUACUGCGAUGCCAUUUGGAUGGAGAGCAAACUGCCGGAUUUCAAGCAGGCGGAGGAGUUCGCGAGAGGGGUUCAUGCGGUUUGGCCUGAGCAGAAACUAGCAUACAACCUCUCCCCGUCCUUCAACUGGAAGACCGCGAUGCCGCGCGACGAGCAGGAGACGUAUAUCCGACGGCUGGCGACGCUGGGGUACUGCUGGCAGUUCAUCACGCUAGCGGGCCUGCACACGACGGCGCUGAUCAGCGACCGGUUCGCGCGCGCGUACGCCAAGGACGGCAUGCGCGCUUACGGCGAGCUCGUCCAAGAGCCCGAGAUCGAGGGUGGUGUCGACGUCGUCAAGCACCAGAAAUGGAGUGGUGCUACGUAUGUCGAUGAGUUGCAGAAGAUGGUUACCGGUGGAGUGAGUAGUACCGCGGCUAUGGGGAAGGGAGUUACGGAGGAUCAGUUCCAUUAAGUGUGGAUGGAUGGAGUUGUAGAUGAAAACCCUUUUGUAUAACGGGUUUGGACGAAAUUACUUACACACAUAUAUAUUUGCCUGCAUAUAAGGCUUGGUGUAUAACGGCGGUAAAUCUCAUGUCUGGCUAUAUAUUAGCUCUGGACAUUAAGAUGAUUAGGAUAUGACGAUAGUUACAAUGUUAUGGAAUUAUGAUCUCUAGCGA
This is a messenger RNA of Annulohypoxylon maeteangense, 2145 nucleotides long. RefSeq names its product isocitrate lyase. The coding region runs from base 297 to 1940 and encodes 547 amino acids. Gene Ontology annotation, biological process: carboxylic acid metabolic process. The record is from RefSeq and is a predicted model, not a curated record. Gene Ontology annotation, molecular function: isocitrate lyase activity. The transcript is spliced from 3 exons. Lineage: Eukaryota; Fungi; Ascomycota; Sordariomycetes; Xylariales; Hypoxylaceae.